CCGUGCCAGGUAAAGCUGUCAGUGAUCGUACUACUUCGCGAUUAUAUAUUGCAUAUUUCAGCACAAGUGUUCCGAUGUUUCGAUGGAUUGUGUGUGUCGUUACUCUUCAUGCAAUAGGUCACUGAUCGUUGCAAACACCGCAAGCAGUCCCGCUAAACUUGGAAUGUAUUGCUUUCAUGAGUGCUACAUUUAUAACUUUCAAUCGAAGGGAGACAUAUUCGCGUUUCAGCACAUCUCAACUAACUUUCAUGUGCUAAACUUGCAAAAUGUGUUGAUGAAGCGCGUUCGUCAGUGGAUCCUGGAACGAUUGCCACCGUCUGUAGAUACACUAAAGAUAGGAAACUCCAACAAACUGAAAUGGAUCAGUGUUCCGCAAGCACUGCGCUACUUACAUGUCCGAUACAGCGGUUUGAGAAGGAUCGAUAUAGCUGCCAACAGCUCAUUAAGCAUACUCCAUAUUUUUAGCAGUGACAAACUAAUGAAAGUUCCGCCUGCUAUUAAAAAUGCACCUAAGCUGGAGUACUUGAGGCUGCGUGAGUGUGGCUUGCGUAUGAUUGACUUGGCCACAUUUUGUAAUCACGCUUACUUGAGUGAGCUGCGUUUGGACAGCAAUAAGAUACGGUACAUUGUGAACACGGCGAAGAGCAACUGUAGUUUCUACAAUUCAUUUACUCGGCUGGUGAUGUCGCGAAAUAUGCUUACCACUGUAAAUGUGGAGCUGUUCAAUGUGUUUGCCAAUUUGAGAACUUUAAAUUUAAAAAUGAAUAGAAUUACAUCACUAUCAGGUCGGUUGGUGGCUCGCUAUUUGGAUCAAUUUGGGGUCGAUAGAAAUAAGCUCGAACAAGUAGACCUGUGCGGUUGGGAUGUGCCAUCGAUGGAAACGGUUGUAUUUGCCUCAAACGAUCUUACUACACUGCCGGAAUGCUUAAAUAAUUGGACGAGUGUUUCACAGCUUUUACUGCAGCAUAACAAGUUAACGAAUUUCAGUAUCGAAAGUGUGGCGGGAUGGAACAAUCUAACCAGCUUAACUUUAUCAUGCAACAAGCUUACCGAUAUUGUGUUGAGCAGUGUGCACUUUCCUAAAAAUCUUGCAUCCCUUGAAAUCAAUCAAAAUUAUCUCACCACGCUCGAUUUGUCUUUCGUACCGGUCCGAUCGUUGAGGGUAUCAGUGAAUUUUAACCUGAUUUCAAGUUUCGAUGUGAACAACAUCUCUCCAAAUGUCACACGUCUAUCGAUGAUGGGAAACCCGGUUGAUUGUUCACGGGAAACAGAGCUGGAACAAUUGUAUGGCGAAUGCAUCAGGCAUGAUGCAUUCACUCUGGAGCACAACCAGCAAGCAAAAAUUUGUAACGCUCCAAAAACCACGGAUUAUUAUAUUUAAAUGGAUUUGCGAUAAUCCAGGCUAUGUUUCAUAUGCAUUGUUAGUACU
Molecule: messenger RNA, 1429 nt
Organism: Anopheles merus
Lineage: Eukaryota; Metazoa; Arthropoda; Insecta; Diptera; Culicidae
Product: leucine-rich repeat protein soc-2 homolog
Exons: 2
Coding region: 83-1381 (432 amino acids)
Molecular function (GO): protein binding
Source: RefSeq, a predicted model, not a curated record